Molecule: messenger RNA, 954 nt
Organism: Aspergillus terreus NIH2624
Lineage: Eukaryota; Fungi; Ascomycota; Eurotiomycetes; Eurotiales; Aspergillaceae
Product: SSH4 family protein
Exons: 1
Coding region: 1-954 (317 amino acids)
Source: RefSeq, a predicted model, not a curated record
AUGUCAAACUAUACCUCCCAAGGCUCAUGGGGCGCCCCGCCGUCCUACGAAGCAUCCCAGUCCUCGGACCCCAGUAACGAGGCAACGCGGGUCCCUCCGCCCUACCACAACUGGCAGGAAGCCAUCCCCGACACCGCGACGCUGCCGCCGCCCCCAACAACUGGCUACUACAGCUCCAACACGGGGAACGCCUCAGCCGACGACGCAGACCGCGCCCACGAGUACUGCGACAGACACCCGCUGCACUGGCCCGUGCGGCCGUCCAUGCCGGUCUAUACGUCCGUGCAAGAGCACGACAUCCGGCCGAUCAAGUCCAGCGCAUUCCAGGGGAGCAUCGCCUCGCCUUCCCCGGGACGCUGGAGCGGGUCGACGCGCGACCGCAACGGGGACUGUCUGGUGUCCACGCACCUACCACUGUACUUUGCGGCGCAGGACUCGCCCUUUCUCACGGAGAGGAGCAAAACGAUCUACUUCGAGGUGAAGAUCCUGCGGCUGCGCUCGGGGCCUGGCGCCGAUACAAGCGGGCUGGCUAUUGGGUUCGUGGCGCACCCGUACCCGUACUGGCGAUCGCCGGGCUGGGAGCGAGGCAGCCUGGGUGUCUUUUCGGACGACGGGUGUCGGUUUGUGAAUGACUCCUGGGGCGGCAUGGAGUUUACCAGCGCGUUCCGCGUCGGCGAGACCGUUGGUCUGGGGAUGACGUUUCAACUUCCUGACAAUGACACCCUGGUCCAAGAGAAAGGACGACAGAAGGCCAAGGUUGACGUGUUCAUCACGCGGGAUGGGCGAGUCGCGGGCGGCUGGAAUCUCCACGAAGAGGUGGACGCUGAUGCAGGGGGUGUCGAGGGACUGGAGGGGGAUUAUGAUCUGUAUGGCGCCGUUGGGCUGUUCGGCGGCGUUGAUUUUGAAGUGACAUUCGAGCCUAGGAGCUGGCUAUGGAAGCCGUCAGGGAUGUAG